UAAUCAAAAUGGCUAUCAAAGGAUUACCGACAACGAAACUGACAAUUAACUCCAGAAACCUAGAAUCUAGUAACUGAGUCGCAUUUUGAAACAAUUCUUAAGGCAAAAACAGAGAUUUGACGAUUGUGGGUCGGGAUGAAAAUUAAAAGAAGUGAACAAAACAAGUAAUUUGUAUGCAAAGAUAACAAUGCGACUUAUAGCCAGGGUGUGAAACGAUUAACCAUAAUUAAUUUAGCCCCAUAAAGCCUUGGCUUUGUGGAAAUUCACGCUCGAAAGAGGAAGAACAAAAAAACGAAGUCACUUUUGUUCACUAUCGGUUAGAUGAGGCGCUACCCCACGACGCCUAGCAACGCGUUUUGAUCAAAACGAAGUAUUCGUUCGUAUCAGGCAAUAUCACUUCAUGUAGACUCGAGGGGAGUGAUAUAUAAGCACUCGACGGGUUUAUUUGCACAACGAUCUAUUAACGUCAACCUCGUAUCUACAUGAAUUGUAGGCGAAUUCCAGACGUCAUUAGAGACGAUUAAAGCUGGUUUGAUUUAUCCAUCAUGGCGGCGGCUCUGUUUCGGGAAAGUUUACAAGUGCAGCCGGCCGUGAGGGCGAAAGCCGCGAACAAGGAUUUGAAACAGAAGAACAACCGAGCAUUACAUAACUGGCAGAAGGUGAGGAACGUGCUGGACAGAGAGAAAGAAAAAUGGGCGAAAGGAGUUCAAGAUGAUCGAAACAAGCUGCUGAAGCAUCGCGAAAUGCUGCGAAACACGUCACUGAACCUAACAAGGUCCGACUCUUUACACUCCGAAGACGAUGCCACCCCUCAAGUUAAGCCUCGUUUGUCUUUAAAAGAUGUGUACGACACGCUCCUGAAGAGCGCCCAAGAACAAGAAGAUGGUGGCUUUGACAGCAAGAGCGUCAAAUCAGAGCCGCCAAUAAUGUCAUCGACAGUCAGCUCCGAACAGAAGCGAGUGGGAAGAAAAGCAAUCACAUUUUCUUUACAAGGUCUACAGAAAGCAAACAGCAAUCUGCAAAGUAAACUACAAGCUAUGGAAAAAGCGCAACAACGUGACCUGGCAGUUGAUGAUGAAAAUCACAAUGCACGGCCAGUUUCAGGGCCGCCACCGAGCCAUUUUGACUUAAACGACGAGGAACGCAGCUUAGGCCCGACUCUAAAGCUCCCCCCUACCCGUCUUCCACCUAUAGCUAGAAGCGUGUCUUUCAAACCUCAAGCGCGGAGUUUUAACAAGGAUGAAGAGUUUAAGAAGCGCGUCAAAGGCCGAGAAUAUUCACUAGAUGACAUACGCUACUGCCGCUACUUAAGGAAGCGAGCGUUAUCUGAUCCGAUUGAACCAACGAAAAAACUACCUCAUCACCAUCGAAGUACAACUUCAUCUAAACCUCAAGGAAAAAAAUAACACGCAAAUGUCUACGUUAGUUUUGCGGGGGACUAACUGUGCACACACAACCUGAACUAUAUAUUGACUCGAAAUUGUAGCAAAAGACCAAAAUCAAGAUAGCCUGUUCAUUUGCAUUUUUCCUGUUGCCCACUUAAACGUUGUACGGUUUCAUAUCACAUCGACAAUAAUGAAGCUACACUUCUAAACUUUACCUAAAAGAUAUCAAGUGAUAAUGGCGACAAAUAGUAUUUUGGGGAGAGGUUAUUCACAACCUGAAUGAAAAGCACAAAAGAGAGGAAGACGAAAACAAAAAUGUUGAAUAACAGACAGGAAAAACUGAUGAAACAUGUAUGACGUACUUCGGUUACAGCGACAACACGAAUGAUAAACGAUAUUUUGGUUGCACGAAAUAACAGCGUAAUAACACGUACAGAAAGAACUGGCAGAGUAGAGCAAAAGCUCGAAACAAGGAAUCAAACUCUCCAAAAACACUCCUGGUAGUCAUUACAAGAAACUACAACGGAAAGAGGAAUAUUUAUAGCGAAAGCCAUCACUAAAUAGUUUCAGAAUAAACGAUGCGCGACCGAUAUGUGUAGCAACACGAGGAUGUUAACAUGUAAUUAUACCUUUACAAAGAUAUUGUCGAGCACUUUUCAGAAAAAGGUUCAGUCCGAACGAAGUUCGGCAAAUAGUAAAACCUUUCGGUACACAAGAACUUGUUGUACCAUGUCAUGAAGACAAAAAAACAAAUUUAAACAAAGCAUAUAUUGUUCAAUGAAUAAAAAUAGAUUAGAAAAUA
This is a messenger RNA of Orbicella faveolata, 2187 nucleotides long. RefSeq lists its product as uncharacterized. Lineage: Eukaryota; Metazoa; Cnidaria; Anthozoa; Scleractinia; Merulinidae. The record is from RefSeq and is a predicted model, not a curated record.